Hippoglossus stenolepis (Pacific halibut) is the source of this 1613-nucleotide messenger RNA. RefSeq names its product transcription factor E2F6. Gene Ontology annotation, cellular component: RNA polymerase II transcription regulator complex. Gene Ontology annotation, biological process: regulation of transcription by RNA polymerase II. The record is from RefSeq and is a predicted model, not a curated record. NCBI's taxonomy places the organism in Eukaryota, Metazoa, Chordata, Actinopteri, Pleuronectiformes, Pleuronectidae. The transcript has 9 exons. Gene Ontology annotation, molecular function: RNA polymerase II cis-regulatory region sequence-specific DNA binding; DNA-binding transcription factor activity, RNA polymerase II-specific; protein dimerization activity. Bases 247 to 1098 code for a protein of 283 amino acids.
AAGAAGACCCAACCCUCGCGACACCUCGGAGCUGCAGACGCGCUGGUUUCAGAAAGUGGCUGCGGUGCAACCACAGAGUCCAUACACAGCUUGGACUGGGUUACACCGGGGUUAGCUCGGCCCAGCUCGGCCCAGCUCGGCCCAGCUCGGCUCCUCACCCUAUUCACCGGAGGGUUUUAAACAACCACCGAAGAAGUUCUUCAAACUACCGACGACCCGGAGAGCGUCAAGUUUGAUCUGAGCGUGAUGUCAUCCUUCCUGGGCGUGACCAGCCCCUGGGGAGCAGAGCCUGAGGAAGAGGAUCAGUGGGACGCUGAUGAAGCUGAUGAAGCUGAUGAAGGUGGAGACGAGACGCCUCCUCCACUGGAUCCACUUCAGCAGCUCCAGGACUCAGAGGCCAGGAAACCUUCAGGGGUCAAGACGACGAGCGUCGGGCUGCAUGAGACCAGGAGAGGAGACAGACAAGGCUGGUCGGUGGAGAAGGUGACGCAGCGUUUCCUGCAGAUGUUCCUGACGGUUCCCGACGGUUUGCUGGACCUCAGGCAGGUGAGGACGAGGCUGCGAACCCACAGGCAGCGAGUCAACGACAUCACCAACAUCCUGCAGAGCAUCAACCUGAUCGAGAGGCACUCGACCAACGUCAUCAAGUGGAUAGGAGGAAGUCCCGCCAGCAGCUUCCUGACGAAGAACCAGCAGAAGAUCCAGAGGGAGAUGGAGAACCUGAAGGUGGUGGAGGAGACGCUGGACUCGCUCAUCAAGAGCUGCAGCCAGCAGCUCUUCAUCAUGACGGACGACCAGGAGAGUUCACCGAUGGCGUACGUGACGCUCGGGGACCUCAGUCGACUCCGAGUCUUCCAGGAGCAGACGAUGCUCGUCGUCAAAGCUCCGGACGAAACGACGCUGAGCGUUCCGGCUCCGUCAGAGGACAGCAUCCGUGUCCAUCUGAAGGGGGCGGGUCCCAUCAUGGUGCUGACCAGUGACGUGACUGGAGGACAGAGCGUCCGCUUCAUAACUCUGGAGGAAAGUCGAGUGACAACGACCGAUCUGCACACAGAGUCACAGAGUUCACAGAGUGCCGUGCGGAGAGUAACCAGCUGACCACCAGGAGGCGCCAGUGGUCCGUGUGAUAGGAAUGUGUGCAGGUAUCAGCUGGACGUGUCCCUCUAACAGACACUGACCAACACGUGGUUCCAACAUGGAGACAUGUUCCUGCUCGAUGUUCUGACUUCUACACAGAUUAGUUUUUAUUUUUCUAUUUUACUUUGAAUCAUCGACUGACAUUUGCUGAAGAAUCUUUUGUCUUUGUCUUUUGUUUGAGUUGAGAAAACAUUUUAUAUCCAAAUCAAACCUGGAAUCAGUGAAAUGAGCCUUUGUGAUAAUAAGAGAUCGUCUGAGGUUUAGUUGUUGAAAAGUCUCAAUGAACUCGGUCUUAAAUACUUUUAAAGGUUUUAACUGUUAACGUUCACUUGAUGUUUCUGCUGUCGCACUUUAAAAUGAGCGUUUUAUUUAAAGGGACCUGUUGUGGCGUCAUGUGGAGUUUGUGUAGUGUCUCUGGGUGUUGUCGUCCUUCUCUGUGACACAGAUAUCAACACUAAUAAAACUACAACGUGGAA